Neospora caninum is the source of this 2772-nucleotide messenger RNA. Its product is annotated as putative mpv17 / PMP22 family domain-containing protein. The coding region runs from base 1 to 2772 and encodes 923 amino acids. The transcript is spliced from 3 exons. Gene Ontology annotation, cellular component: membrane; cytoplasm. NCBI's taxonomy places the organism in Eukaryota, Apicomplexa, Conoidasida, Eucoccidiorida, Sarcocystidae. The record is from RefSeq and is a predicted model, not a curated record.
AUGUCAAUCGCAGGCUGGGUUCCGCGGUAUGCGCCAGGCCUGACAAGCGGCCGCGCCCUCCGCUCCCUUUCCUGCCCCGGGCCGUCGGCUGUUAGCCAGUCGUUCUUCUGUAGAGAAAAACCCGGUCAAGGCGAGAGAACAGACGGCCAGAGGAAAGAGGCGGUGUCUCAGCGGGCGUAUGGACACCACGAAAACCCAGGCGCAGAAUGCCUCUUUUCUCGCAACUCACCGGUGCCCGCAGCCGUGGCGUCAGGACCACGAAAGCCGGUCCUCCCGCGACACGCUCGGCGGAUCACAGGUACACAAAGAACCGCGAGAGUAUGUACGCAAGAGGCACUCAGUGAGAUAGAAAUCGAACACCGUUUUCAUCUGUUUCCCGGAAAAAGUUUCUUGUCCCGACACGGAGCCAGGCGGUCCGCUCUGACCGGCGAUGGGCCUUUACAGGCUUUCGGCUCACCUUCCGCUCCUCAAAAGCCUUGGUCUUUCUGUACUCACCUCUCCGGACACUCGCGGCGUAGUAGGCCAACGCGUGAUCUCUCUUUCGCUUCUGCAUCUUCGAGUGCGGCGUCUGCUCUGCGGUAUUCCUGGGCUGCUUGCUGGUCUUCUUCCGCGCCUCCGCCGUCGUUUCUGCGGCGGUUUUCCAGUCUACUGUCGCUCACAGAGGCAGCUAGCCAGCCGUCGCGGCCUUUACAUCCAGAGAUCGGAGCGAGUGUCCCUUCCUCUCUUUCUCGGAAAGUAGGCAGGGUGGGAAAGGGAAACGGAGGCAGAAGCGGAAUCGCGGAGGUAGCUACUGAGUUGCCGCUUUCCAGGAAAAGGAACAGGAGACACGAGUGUGGGGCGAGCCGGCAAAACACGUGUUUCGUGUCCUGUCGGGGAUCUCUUUUCUUCUGCGAUGAUGGUGUGGCAUGGCGCAACGCUGCCGCGUCUACCACACAUCCCUUAACGGCUCCUCUUGCGUCUCUUCGUUUUCUACAUUCCUCUGCUCUGGCUGCCUCCGCUCGACCGCUGCCCGUGAGAGAAAACCCGGAGUCUGGUUGCCGCGAGGACACAAGAGGAAAGGAAGAACCUGGAGCCUCGUGCGAGAACCCAGGCCACGAUUUUGGAGCGGGCACAGAACAGAGCGCGUUCCACGGGAGAGAUCGGACGACAAGAUGUGAAGGCAAGAGCCAAGGCGAAGGAACGUUCGGAGGGGCCAAAGAAGAGGGCGGAGCAAAAAACGGGAACUCGUUCCGUCAACGUCUAAAGCGCCCGAUAAAAGAUCCCCAGCAACUAAGGAAAGACAUCCUUUUCAAUUCCAUUGCUGCGCUGACAAUAUAUGCAAUAAGUGACACGACCGCACAGAAACUGCAGCAGGGGCUUCGCGCACUUGCUGAACAAGGCGAGGGGAAAACGCGAGACGAGAAGGGUAGCGUGGACCUUUGCAGUGUAGGUACACUCGACGGAGGGGCUGCUGCAGGCAGCGCCUCUCUUUCUUGGCCUGCGUCUGACCGGGAAACGGAAGGGCGCGGUCGGCAGGGAGAGGAUGAGGAGGCGCGAGGCGGGGGGAAGGAGGACUGGAACCUGAGGCGAGACGCGACUCGUGGCGAGGAGAAAUCAAACAAUUCGCGCGACAGUGGCACGAAGCAGGAGAUAGGGGGGAAAAACGAAGGAGCAAACGACGAGAACGAUUUACAAAGAGACGAGAGAAAGAAACUCGGCGACAUAUCUUUCUGGGAAGAGUGGGACUGUAGGAGGACCGCGUCCAUCGCUCUAGAGGGAGUUCUUCUCAAUGGUUUCUUUCUGACUGUAUUCUACCACAAAUUGGAAGUUGUCGUCCACGACGACGCCUUGUCUUCAGGUGUCUCCGAGCCGAACACAGGCCGUACACAACCGCCUGUCUCCUCGUCGUCUGCACACUCAGCUUCUUCGCCUUCUCCCAGUUGUUCGAUUGCAAGGCAAUCGUCCCCGUCGCUCUCCAGCAAAGGGGCUUCGCCUCGUUCGCCUCUCACUGUGCGACAGCGGAGCUUUUAUCUUUGGCGCCAAAGCUUGUAUAAAGUCCUGACGGGGCAGAUUGCCUUCAUGCCGGUUGCUGCCGUCAUUUUCCUAUUUUUAGCCCCCGUUUUUAGAGCCGGGUUGUUCUACCUUUUUCCUCCCGCGGGAGUCUCCGGACCGGCGGCUGCGAUUGCUUCUUUGCCUUCUUUCGCGCCUACCUCCGUUGCGCAGCUGUCUCCGCCUCGCCACGAUGCACGCGCGGAGUCUCCGCUAGCUGGGCUCCAAAGGGGGCCCUCUGCGACCGCGGUCGUACCUAUCUCGUCGCCCGGCGGCGCGGCAUCGGCGAGAUGCGUGACGGGCCAGCCUCGCACAGUCAGUUCGUCGACGAGGCCAACCGGCCAGAAUCCGAGAGAAGAAGAUAGAAGCAGAACGGAGGAGGCGCAAGAGGAGAAACAAUUCGUCCACGGGGACUGGUUCCGUCUUGCGUGCCGCGAAGGAAUCCUGAGUAUCGGCAGGAGUUUUUGGGAGGUGUACAUCGCCAGUUGGUAUGUGUGGCCGCUAACCGACCUCGUUAAUUUCAGAUACAUCCCCCUGCGGUACCGCCCCCUGUGGGACACGACGAUCGAUUUAUUCUGGACUGUCUACCUCUCCGUCGCUGCAUACCCGCGAGGGCUGGAGAUUGCGGCUCGUCUGGCGUCACAGAAGAGAGGCGAUGGCGAUUCCGUCGGCGCGGAGCCGAGGGGAGCUCUCACGACUCUCUGCCAAGCGGUCAAAAUCCUGCUUUUUGAUCCCCCUCAGUAG